CAGUAGGAGGAGCAGGAGGGGAAAGAGGAGGAUCCGGAGUCAGUCAGUCAGGCAGCCAGCGGGAGGUGGGGAAGGCAGGAGGAGGAGGAUUAAAGAUGGCCACCAACAGCUGCGGGAAACGGCAACAAGCCCUCACUUUCCGGGAUGGUCCCUGCGGGUCGGCCCGGCCUUGAUGGAGAGGAGAAGCCCGAGCAGCGCCGAGGCUGAGGCGGCGGCGGCGGCGGGGACCCAGCGAGGAGGAGGACGCGGGGGAGCAGGCACCGGGGCCGGAGAAGGGAAAGGCGGCGGCAUCACUGCCCCGGCCGCCUAGCGCGCCGCCCGCCUCGGCGGACCGGUUCCCGCACCUCGCGGCCGCAGAAUCGAGCCCGGCCCGCGGCCCUGUGCCCGCCGCGGGGCUCCCGGGCCCCGCCGCCCCCUCCCGUGCAGCGCGCCCUCGGCGCCCAGCCCCGGCCCGCCGCGGUCCCCGCUCCGGCCAGGCCCGCCCGCCCGCCCGCCCUCCGGUAUAAUUCUUCUCCACAUCUGCCUCAGGAAGAUAGUGCCUGCAUCUCCUGUUGUUUCUACGCAGGUUCAUGCCAGCCCAGAAGAGAGAGUCAGGUAGACUAAACAGCUUCUGGAUGCUUGAUUUUAAUGUUGGAUACAUACCUUGAAGUUGGAGCCCAGAUUUCAAGUCUUGAGUAAAAUACCAUCAGGGGAAUGGGCCCUUUUGUGCUCACACAUUCAGAACCUGUUAUCCAAGGAAUUCCCUAAAGAAUUAGAAGUGUUUAUCACCAACCAGCCAAGAUGAACAUGGUGAAGAGGAUCAUGGGGCGGCCGCGGCAGGAGGAGUGCAGCCCGCAGGACAAUGCCCUAGGACUGAUGCACCUCCGCCGGCUCUUCACCGAGCUGUGCCACCCUCCCCGGCACAUGACUCAGAAGGAGCAGGAAGAGAAGCUGUACAUGAUGCUGCCAGUGUUUAACAGGGUUUUUGGAAAUGCUCCGCCAAAUACAAUGACAGAAAAAUUUUCUGAUCUUCUGCAGUUCACAACACAAGUCUCACGACUGAUGGUGACAGAAAUUCGAAGGAGGGCAUCAAACAAAUCCACAGAAAAACAUUGUGCCCUGCUGUCCUCCAAGGAUUUCAAAGCCACAACACCUUCAGAGGCUGCAAGUCGGGCCAUAGUCCAGUUCCUGGAAAUCAAUCAGAGUGAAGAAGCCAGUAGAGGUUGGAUGCUUCUGACAACAAUUAAUUUGUUGGCAUCCUCUGGUCAGAAAACCGUGGACUGCAUGACAACGAUGUCAGUGCCUUCCACCCUGGUUAAGUGUUUGUAUCUGUUCUUUGACCUUCCACAUGUGCCUGAGGCAGUCGGAGGGGCACAGAAUGAGCUACCUCUAGCAGAACGUCGUGGACUACUCCAGAAAGUUUUUGUACAGAUCUUAGUGAAACUCUGCAGUUUUGUUUCUCCGGCGGAGGAGCUGGCUCAGAAAGAUGAUCUCCAGCUUUUAUUCAGUGCAAUAACUUCUUGGUGCCCUCCCUAUAACCUGCCUUGGAGGAAGAGUGCUGGAGAAGUCCUGAUGACCAUAUCCCGCCACGGUCUUAGUGUCAAUGUAGUGAAGUAUAUUCAUGAAAAAGAAUGUUUAUCUACCUGCGUUCAGAAUAUGCAGCAAUCAGAUGACUUGUCUCCCCUAGAAAUCGUUGAAAUGUUUGCUGGGCUUUCUUGUUUCCUCAAAGAUUCCAGUGAUGUUUCCCAGACUCUUCUGGAUGAUUUUCGGAUAUGGCAAGGAUAUAAUUUCCUUUGUGAUCUCUUGCUUAGAUUGGAACAAGCAAAAGAGGCAGAAUCCAAAGAUGCCUUGAAAGAUCUGGUUAAUCUGAUAACUUCCCUAACAACAUAUGGUGUCAGUGAACUCAAACCAGCUGGUGUUACCACAGGGGCACCCUUUUUAUUGCCUGGAUUUGCAGUACCUCAGCCUGCAGGCAAAGGUCACAGUGUGAGAAACGUCCAGGCCUUUGCAGUUCUUCAGAACGCAUUUUUAAAAGCAAAAACCAACUUCCUUGCCCAAAUCAUCCUUGACGCCAUCACAAAUAUUUACAUGGCUGACAAUGCCAAUUAUUUCAUCCUAGAGUCACAGCACACACUGUCACAGUUUGCAGAAAAGAUUUCUAAACUCCCAGAAGUACAAAACAAGUACUUUGAGAUGUUGGAGUUUGUCGUUUUUAGCUUAAAUUAUAUCCCUUGUAAAGAACUUAUUAGUGUUAGCAUCCUCUUAAAAUCGAGCUCUUCUUACCACUGUAGCAUUAUUGCAAUGAAAACACUUCUUAAGUUUACACGGCAUGACUACAUAUUUAAAGACGUGUUCAGGGAGGUGGGCCUUCUGGAGGUCAUGGUAAACCUUUUGCACAAAUAUGCUGCCCUCUUGAAGGAUCCGACUCAGGCACUAAAUGAACAAGUGGACUCAAGAAGUAAUAGUUCAGUUGAAGACCAAAAACACCUGGCCUUGUUGGUUAUGGAAACUUUGACAGUGCUUCUUCAAGGAUCAAACACAAAUGCAGGAAUUUUCCGAGAAUUUGGAGGUGCAAGAUGUGCGCAUAAUAUAGUGAAGUACCCUCAGUGCCGGCAGCAUGCCCUAAUGAUUAUCCAGCAGUUGGUGCUCUCUCCAAAUGGGGACGAUGACAUGGGCACUCUCCUCGGGUUAAUGCAUUCGGCCCCACCAACAGAAUUGCAGUUGAAGACGGACAUCUUAAGGGCCCUUCUGUCAGUCCUUCGAGAAAGCCAUCGUUCAAGAACAGUUUUUAGGAAAGUUGGAGGAUUUGUGUACAUUACGUCCUUGCUUGUUGCUAUGGAGAGAUCUUUGAGCUCACCACCCAAGAAUGGCUGGGAGAAAGUGAACCAGAGUCAAGUGUUUGAACUUCUCCACACUGUGUUCUGCACAUUGACUGCAGCAAUGCGCUAUGAGCCAGCCAACUCUCAUUUCUUCAAAACAGAGAUUCAGUAUGAGAAGUUGGCAGAUGCCGUUCGAUUUCUUGGCUGCUUCUCAGACCUAAGAAAAAUAAGCCCCAUGAAUGUCUUCCCCUCAAAUACACAGCCAUUUCAAAGACUCUUAGAGGAAGACGUCAUCUCGAUGGACUCAGUGUCACCCACUUUACGGCACUGCAGUAAACUCUUUAUUUAUCUCUACAAAGUAGCCACAGAUUCUUUUGACAGUCGUGCAGAACAGAUCCCUCCUUGCCUGACAAGUGAGUCUUCUCUCCCCUCUCCCUGGGGUACACCAGCUUUGUCCAGGAAAAGGCAUGCAUAUCAUUCUGUUUCAACUCCCCCCAUUUACCCUCCUAAAAAUGCUGACCUGAAACUACACGUGGCAGCUCCAUCUCUCCAGAGUGCUGAUGCCGUCAUCAUCCACCCUGGGGCCAUGCUUGCUAUACUGGACCUGCUGGCCUCUGUUGGGUCAGUGACACAGCCAGAACAUGCUUUGGACCUUCAACUUGCCGUGGCAAAUAUUUUACAAUCCCUGGUGCACACAGAAAGAAACCAGCAGGUCAUGUGUGAAGCUGGUCUUCAUGCACGAUUGCUGCAGCGCUGCAGUGCUGCGCUGGCUGAUGAGGACCACUCGCUGCACCCGCCCCUCCAGCGGAUGUUUGAACGGUUGGCCUCUCAGGCCCUGGAGCCCAUGGUGCUGAGGGAGUUUUUGCGUUUGGCAAGUCCAUUAAAUUGUGGUGCCUGGGACAAAAAACUGCUAAAACAGUAUAGGGUCCACAAACCAAGUUCACUGAGUUAUGAGCCAGAGAUGAGAAGUAGUAUGGUCACAUCUAUGGAAGGUCUGGGCUCUGAUAAUGUUUUCAGCUUGCAUGAAGAUAACCAUUACCGGAUAAGCAAGAGCCUGGUAAAAUCUGCAGAAGGAAGUACUGUGCCCCUGACCAGGGUGAAAUGUCUGGUCUCCAUGACAACCCCACAUGACAUCAGACUGCAUGGAUCCUCAGUUACUCCAGCUUUUGUUGAAUUUGACUCAUCCCUUGAAGGGUUUGGCUGCCUGUUCCUGCCCAGUUUGGCCCCUCAUAAUGCCCCUACAAACAAUGCCGUCACAACAGGCCUUGCUGAUGGGGCUGUGGUCAGCGGCAUUGGCUCUGGUGAAAGAUUCUUCCCCCCUCCAUCUGGCUUAAGCUACUCUAGCUGGUUUUGUAUUGAACAUUUUAGUUCUGCUCCAAAUAACCACCCUGUCAGACUCCUAACUAUUGUGCGCCGAGCAAAUUCUUCUGAGCAGCAUUACGUGUGCCUUGCUGUAGUUCUAUCAGCAAAAGACCGAUCCCUCAUUGUUUCCACCAAAGAGGAACUACUCCAGAACUAUGUUGAUGAUUUUAGUGAAGAAUCUUCUUUUUAUGAGAUUCUCCCAUGCUGUGCGCGCUUUCGAUGUGGAGAACUUAUAGUUGAGGGACAGUGGCAUCAUCUGGUUCUGGUGAUGAGCAAAGGCAUGCUGAAAAACAGUACUGUGGCCCUCUAUAUUGAUGGACAGCUUGUUAACACUGUGAAGCUUCAUUAUGUCCACAGUACUCCUGGGGGUUCGGGUUCUGUAAACCCACCAGUGGUUAGCACCGUGUAUGCAUACAUUGGUACUCCACCUGCCCAACGCCAAAUUGCUUCGUUGGUUUGGCGCCUGGGACCCACACAUUUUCUGGAAGAAGUUUUACCUCCUUCAAAUGUAACUACCAUUUAUGAACUAGGACCAAAUUAUGUUGGAAGCUUUCAGGCCGUAUGUAUGCCAUGUAAAGAUGCAAAAUCCGAAGGUGUCGUCCCAUCUCCUGUGUCAUUAGUACCAGAAGAAAAGGUGUCAUUUGGCCUCUAUGCACUCUCUGUGUCUUCUCUAACAGUGGCAAGGAUCCGGAAGGUGUACAACAAGUUGGACAGCAAAGCCAUUGCUAAGCAGUUAGGCAUUUCCUCCCAUGAGAAUGCCACUCCUGUGAAGUUGAUACACAACUCAGCAGGACAUCUUAAUGGACCCGCACGGACAGUUGGGGCCACUCUGAUUGGGUACUUGGGAGUAAGAACAUUUGUCCCUAAGCCUGUUGCCACUACUUUGCAGUACAUUGGUGGAGCUGCAGCCAUCCUGGGCCUAGUGGCCAUGGCCUCUGAUGUGGAAGGGCUGUAUGCGGCAGUCAAGGCCCUGGUUUGUGUGGUCAAGAGUAACCCACUAGCCAGCAAAGAAAUGGAAAGAAUCAAGGGCUACCAGUUGCUGGCAAUGCUGCUUAAGAAGAAACGUUCCCUUCUCAACAGCCACAUUCUCCAUCUAACUUUUUCCUUGGUGGGAACUGUUGAUAGUGGACAUGAGACCUCCAUUAUUCCAAAUUCAACGGCUUUCCAGGAUCUCCUUUGUGAUUUUGAAGUCUGGCUCCAUGCACCAUAUGAACUUCAUCUUUCAUUAUUUGAACACUUUAUUGAACUACUCACAGAAUCCAGUGAAGCUUCAAAGAAUGCCAAAUUAAUGAGGGAAUUCCAGCUAAUCCCAAAGCUGCUACUGACUCUUCGAGAUAUGUCUUUAUCCCAGCCUACCAUUGCUGCUAUUAGUAAUGUGCUGAGCUUCUUACUGCAAGGUUUCCCCAACAGCAAUGAUCUGCUCAGGUUUGGCCAGUUUCUUUCUUCUACUUUACCAACCUUUGCAGUUUGUGAGAAAUUUGUAGUUAUGGAAAUAAACCAUGAAGAGAAGCUUGACACGGGAAGUGAAGAAGAGUUUGGAGGUCUUGUAUCUGCUAAUCUUAUACUUUUGAGGAACAGACUCCUAGAUAUCUUGCUAAAACUAGUUUACACAUCUAAAGAAAAGACAAGCAUUAAUUUGCCAGCUUGUGAAGAACUGGUCAGGACCUUGGGUUUUGACUGGAUUAUGAUGUUUAUGGAAGAACACUUGCAUUCCACCACAGUUACAGCAGCCAUGAGGAUUCUUGUUGUCCUGCUGAGUAAUCAGUCUAUUCUCAUCAAGUUUAAAGAAGGACUCAGUGGUGGAGGGUGGCUGGAACAGACAGAUUCUGUGUUAACUAACAAGAUCGGAACUGUAUUAGGAUUCAAUGUGGGCAGGAGUGCUGGUGGGAGAUCGACGGUCAGGGAGAUUAACCGGGAUGCUUGUCAUUUUCCUGGUUUUCCAGUUCUUCAGUCCUUCCUUCCUAAACACACUAAUGUCCCUGCCCUCUAUUUCCUCCUCAUGGCAUUGUUUCUGCAGCAGCCAGUUAAUGAGCUGCCUGAGAACCUGCAGGUCAGUGUGCCUGUCAUCAGCAGCCGAUGUAAGCAGGGUUGCCAGUUUGAUUUAGAUUCCAUUUGGACAUUCAUCUUUGGAGUUCCUGCCUCCAGUGGAACUGUAGUCUCUUCUAUUCAUAAUGUGUGCACGGAAGCUGCUUUUUUAUUGCUGGGAAUGCUCCGCAGCAUGCUGAAUUCACCUUGGCAAUCAGAAGAAGAGGGAUCUUGGCUCCGAGAGUAUCCUGUGACGCUGAUGCAGUUUUUUAGAUACUUGUAUCACAACGUUCCCGACCUGGCGUCCAUGUGGAUGAGCCCUGAUUUCCUGUGCGCAUUAGCAGCCACGGUCUUCCCCUUCAACAUUCGCCCUUACUCAGAGAUGGUGACUGAUCUCGAUGAUGAAGUCGGAUCUCCAGCAGAAGAGUUUAAAGCCUUUGCAGCAGACACGGGGAUGAACAGAAGCCAGUCAGAGUACUGUAACGUGGGCACCAAGACCUAUCUGACCAAUCACCCUGCCAAGAAGUUCGUGUUUGACUUCAUGCGGGUCUUGAUCAUAGACAACCUCUGUCUUACCCCUGCCAGCAAGCAGACUCCACUGAUUGAUCUUUUGUUGGAGGCUUCCCCUGAAAGAUCGACGAGAACUCAGCAAAAAGAAUUUCAGACUUACAUUCUGGAUAGUGUGAUGGACCAUUUGCUUGCAGCUGAUGUGUUAUUGGGGGAAGAUGCAUCUCUGCCUAUUACCAGUGGAGGAAGCUACCAGGUAUUGGUGAACAAUGUGUUUUAUUUCACACAACGUGUGGUGGACAAGCUUUGGCAAGGCAUGUUCAACAAAGAAUCUAAACUUCUUAUAGAUUUUAUAAUUCAACUAAUUGCACAGUCAAAAAGAAGAUCGCAGGGAUUAUCACUGGAUGCGGUUUAUCACUGCCUCAACAGGACCAUCUUGUACCAGUUCUCACGGGCACACAAAACCGUGCCGCAGCAAGUAGCUCUCCUGGAUUCGCUCAGGGUCCUGACUGUGAACAGGAACUUGAUCCUGGGACCUGGGAACCAUGACCAAGAGUUCAUCAGCUGUCUCGCUCACUGCCUUAUUAAUCUACAUGUUGGAAGCAACGUGGAUGGAUUUGGACUAGAAGCAGAAGCUCGCAUGACUACAUGGCACAUUAUGAUUCCCUCUGACAUUGAACCAGAUGGUGGUUACAGCCAAGAUAUUAGUGAAGGGCGUCAGCUUCUCAUAAAAGCUGUCAACAGAGUUUGGACUGAAUUGAUACAUAGUAAGAAACAAGUCUUGGAGGAGCUUUUCAAAGUCACUCUACCUGUGAAUGAGAGGGGCCAUGUGGACAUAGCUGUGGCAAGGCCACUCAUCGAAGAAGCUGGAUUGAAGUGCUGGCAGAAUCAUUUGGCCCAUGAAAAGAAAUGCAUAAGUCGAGGAGAAGCUUUAGUGCCUACCACACAAUCCAAAUUGUCCCGUGUCAGCAGCGGCUUUGGUCUUUCCAAGUUAACAGGAUCAAGAAGGAAUCGGAAGGAAAGUGGUCUUAGUAAACACAGUCUUUCCACCCAGGAGAUUUCUCAGUGGAUGUUCACACAUAUCGCUGUUGUUCGUGACUUAGUGGACACACAGUAUAAGGAGCAUCAGGAGCGUCAGCAAAAUGCCCUGAAGUACGUGACAGAAGAGUGGUGCCAAAUCGAGUACGAGCUGUUGCGAGAGCGAGGGUUGUGGGGUCCCCCCAUCGGUUCCCAUCUAGACAAGUGGAUGUUGGAGAUGACAGAAGGGCCCUGCAGAAUGAGGAAAAAAAUGGUGCGAAAUGACAUGUUUUAUACCCAUUACCCUUAUGUGCCAGAAACAGAACAAGAGGCGACUGUGGCGUCUGAGAUCCCAAGUAAACAGCCUGAGACACCCGAUGAUAUCAUUCCUCAAAAGAAACCUGCUCGAUACAGAAGAGCCAUAAGUUAUGACAGUAAAGAAUACUACAUGCGACUGGCCUCUGGCAAUCCAGCCAUUGUCCAAGACGCCGUUGUAGAGAGUUCAGAAGGUGAAGCUGCCCAGCAGGAGCCAGAGCACGGUGAAGACACUAUUGCUAAAGUCAGAGGUCUGGUCAAGCCUCCUCUGAAACGGUCUCGAUCUGCACCUGAUGGAGGAGAUGAGGAGAACCAGGAGCAGCUACAAGACCAGAUUGCUGAGGGCAGCUCUAUAGAAGAGGAGGAGAAAACGGACAAUGCCACCCUCCUGCGCCUGUUAGAGGAAGGAGAGAAGAUCCAACACAUGUACCGCUGUGCUCGAGUCCAGGGCCUAGAUACCAGUGAGGGGCUGCUGCUUUUUGGUAAAGAACAUUUUUAUGUGAUUGAUGGAUUUACAAUGACAGCAACCAGGGAAAUAAGAGAUAUUGAAACCUUGCCUCCAAAUAUGCAUGAGCCGAUUAUCCCUAGAGGAGCCAGGCAAGGCCCCAGUCAACUCAAGAGAACGUGCAGCAUUUUUGCAUAUGAAGAUAUCAAGGAGGUCCAUAAAAGGAGGUAUCUCCUGCAGCCUAUUGCUGUGGAAGUUUUCUCUGGAGAUGGACGGAAUUACCUCCUUGCUUUUCAGAAGGGAAUUAGAAAUAAAGUCUAUCAAAGGUUUUUGGCUGUAGUGCCAUCUCUAACUGAUAGUUCAGAGUCUGUGUCUGGGCAACGACCAAACACAAGUGUGGAGCAAGGAUCUGGGUUGCUUAGCACUUUGGUUGGAGAGAAGUCUGUGACUCAGAGAUGGGAGAGAGGUGAAAUCAGCAACUUCCAGUAUCUGAUGCACUUGAACACACUGGCUGGCAGAUCAUAUAAUGAUCUCAUGCAGUAUCCUGUCUUCCCCUGGAUCCUUGCAGAUUACGACUCAGAGGAGGUAGAUCUUACUAAUCCCAAGACAUUUAGAAACCUGGCUAAGCCAAUGGGAGCACAGACAGAUGAACGAUUAGCUCAAUAUAAGAAGCGGUAUAAAGACUGGGAAGAUCCUAAUGGAGAAACUCCAGCAUACCACUAUGGAACCCACUAUUCAUCUGCAAUGAUUGUGGCUUCAUACCUAGUAAGGAUGGAGCCUUUCACACAGAUAUUCUUGAGACUACAGGGAGGCCACUUCGACCUGGCUGACCGGAUGUUUCACAGUGUGCGCGAGGCCUGGUAUUCCGCAUCAAAGCACAACAUGGCAGAUGUAAAAGAACUUAUCCCAGAAUUUUUUUACUUACCAGAAUUCCUGUUCAAUUCCAACAACUUUGAUCUAGGCUGUAAACAAAAUGGCACCAAGCUUGGAGAUGUUAUCCUUCCACCCUGGGCAAAAGGGGACCCACGAGAAUUCAUCAGAGUUCACCGCGAGGCUUUGGAAUGUGAUUACGUGAGUGCCCAUCUGCAUGAGUGGAUUGACUUAAUCUUUGGCUAUAAACAGCAAGGCCCUGCGGCAGUCGAAGCUGUAAAUGUCUUCCAUCAUCUUUUUUAUGAGGGUCAAGUGGAUAUCUACAACAUAAAUGACCCACUAAAGGAAACAGCCACCAUAGGGUUCAUUAAUAACUUUGGUCAGAUCCCAAAACAGUUAUUUAAAAAACCUCAUCCACCAAAGCGAGUGAGGAGUCGACUCAACGGAGAUAGUGCAGGAAUCUGUGUCCCGCCAGGAGCUACAAGUGACAAGAUCUUUUUCCAUCAUCUAGACAACUUGAGGCCUUCCCUAACCCCUGUAAAAGAACUCAAAGAGCCUGUGGGACAAAUAGUAUGUACAGAUAAAGGCAUUCUUGCAGUAGAACAGAAUAAGGUUCUCUUCCCACCAACCUGGAACAAAACUUUUGCUUGGGGCUACGCAGACCUCAGCUGCAGGCUGGGAACCUAUGAGUCAGACAAGGCAGUGACUGUUUACGAAUGUUUGUCUGAGUGGGGCCAGAUUCUCUGUGCAAUCUGCCCCAACCCCAAGCUGAUCAUCACGGGCGGAGCGAGCACAGUCGUGUGUGUGUGGGAGAUGGGCACCUCGAAAGAGAAAGCUAAGACCCUCACUCUCAAACAGGCCUUACUUGGCCACACCGAUACUGUCACCUGUGCCACAGCAUCAUUAGCCUAUCACAUAAUCGUCAGCGGGUCCCGUGACCGAACCUGCAUCAUUUGGGAUCUGAACAAACUGUCAUUCCUAACCCAGCUCCGAGGCCAUCGAGCUCCGGUGUCUGCUCUUUGUAUCAAUGAAUUAACAGGGGACAUUGUGUCCUGCGCUGGCACGUAUAUCCACGUGUGGAGCAUCAAUGGGAGCCCUGUUGUGAGUGUAAACACAUUCACAGGUAGGAGCCAGCAGAUUGUCUGCUGCUGCGUGUCGGAGAUGAACGAGUGGGAUACACAGAACGUCAUAGUAACGGGACACUCAGAUGGUGUGGUCCGGUUUUGGAGAAUGGAAUUUUUGCAAGUUCCUGAAACACCAGCUCCUGAGCCUGCUGAAGUCCUAGAAAUGCAGGAAGACUGUCCAGAAGCACAAAUAGGGCAGGAAGCGCAGGACGAGGACAGCAGUGAUUCAGAAGCGGAUGAGCAGAGCAUCACCCAGGAUCCCAAAGACAUGCCAAGUCAGCCCAGCAGCACCAGCCACAGGCCCCGGACAGCCUCCUGCCGAGCAACGGCCACCUGGUGUAAUGACAGUGGCUCCGAUGACUCCAGGCGCUGGUCCGACCAGCUCAGUCUAGAUGAGAAAGACGGCUUCAUAUUUGUGAACUAUUCAGAGGGCCAGACCAGAGCCCAUCUGCAGGGUCCCCUUAACCACCCCCACCCCAAUCCCAUCGAAGUGCGGAAUUACAGCAGAUUGAAGCCUGGGUACCGAUGGGAGCGGCAGCUGGUGUUCAGGAGUAAGCUGACUAUGCACACGGCCUUCGAUCGGAAGGACAACGCACACCCAGCAGAGAUCACUGCCCUGGGCGUCUCCAAGGAUCACAGCAGGAUCCUCGUUGGUGAUAGUCGAGGCCGAGUUUUUAGCUGGUCUGUGAGUGACCAGCCAGGCCGUUCUGCUGCUGACCACUGGGUGAAGGAUGAAGGAGGGGACAGCUGUUCAGGCUGCUCGGUGAGGUUCUCUCUCACGGAAAGACGGCACCAUUGCAGGAACUGCGGCCAGCUCUUCUGCCAGAAGUGCAGUCGAUUUCAGUCAGAAAUCAAACGCUUGAAAAUCUCAUCCCCGGUGCGUGUUUGUCAGAACUGUUAUUACAACUUACAGCAUGAGAGGAGUUCAGAAGAUGGGCCUCGAAAUUGUUGAAGUCUCAACAAGUCGAUUGGAGACCAUGGUCUGUAGACCCCCUUCCCGAUUCCCCUGUCACAGCUUGCAGCUCAGAAGGCAUCAAAACAGUCUCCGUUUACACAUCUCUUCAUACCAUGUGUUUGAAGUAUUGAAUUCAAAGGGAUCAUUGAAUAAACGGGUGUAGAGUACGGUAAUGGGGCGGAUGCUAUUCAGGUAACAGCACAAGAAGACAACGAGGUGGUUCCUAGGAGCAACAUUUUCAAUAUCCGAUUCUCCCUGUUAACAACAGCUGUCUCCAAGAGAAAAUCCUCACUAUUGACUGUCUUUUCUUGCGUCUCAUUUUUGUAGAGCUACUCAUCCUUAUUUGGAAAAACCAACAACAAAAAAGGCUUUUAGAAAAUGGUUGUAAAUCUAUCUUCUUUGCAAGUAACUGUGUAUAUUGUAAAUAGGUAUAAAGGCCUUUUUUCUAAAUAAGGACUUAACUGUCUGUAACAUGAGACUUCAAACUAAACCACUAACUCAAUGAACUGCUUAUGGUUUGUCUGACAUCUCUCACCAAUUAAUUAUAAAUGUUUUUUUAAAUCCUCAAAGACAUUAUCUGUGGUCUUUUUUUUUCCCCCUUUCAAAUCCAACCUGUGUGCCCAAUGUCCUUUCUUUCAAGUUGCCCACAGUAUCUCCACUUAAACUAGGCUAGUAACCAAAAUAACGUGGACCUUCUUUAGGAAACAGUGCGGGAGAAGAAGAGUCAGGCCAUAAGAUGCCCUGGAAAUAUUUGGGCGUCUUGCACCUGGCUACGCACCACCUCAGUGUUGUUCUUACGUCUUAAGGCCCCUGUAAACUUCUGUGUGGACUGCCAUUUGGUCAUAGUGUAUCUUCUUAGCGUUGCAUAGCGGUGGUCAGGUGAUGGAUGCAAUGCAGGAAACAGCUCUGCCUCAACUAAUGGAAAUAUAUUUGCAUGUAACCCAAAUUAGCUUCUCUUGCAUAGAACAUAAUAAGUAUGUGUCUUGGUGACACCCAUGUUCUACUAUAGCUUAUUUUCAAAAAAGGGUAAAAAAAGAAAACAGUGUACAGAAUUAACAUAUAAACCUUGUUGUAAAACUGGAUCAUGUCAGAACUGCUUAUAAUUGACCUUUACCAUUUAAUGCCAUCUACCUGAAAACAGUGAGAUUUAUACUGUAUCAGUCUAUUUUUUUGUUUUUGCUAUGAAUAUAAUUACAGUAUUUUAAUAUUUAGUUAUUUAAUUUGUUCUAGUAGUUGGAUACAGAACACACAAAUCCAGGGAGACUAAAGCUGGUGGGGGCUAAGAGAUAAGUUUAGUUUACAGAAAAAAGGCUUUGGUGGUGGGAUUUUUUUUAAAUGUGUGUUAUGUACAUAUAUAUAUAUAUAUAUA
Molecule: messenger RNA, 12787 nt
Organism: Diceros bicornis minor
Lineage: Eukaryota; Metazoa; Chordata; Mammalia; Perissodactyla; Rhinocerotidae
Gene: WDFY3
Product: WD repeat and FYVE domain containing 3
Exons: 70
Coding region: 781-11415 (3544 amino acids)
Molecular function (GO): metal ion binding; protein binding
Source: RefSeq, a predicted model, not a curated record